AUGACAUCAGAUCUACUGAAACCACUGCUGAGAGAUGCAUAUGACCGACAUGCUAAAAGCAAUCCGAUUUCCCUUGAACAAUUCAAGGCCGGGUUGGAUCAUAUGCCAGGGGCAAACACGCGUUCGGUGCUUCAUAUCAACCCCUUCCCGAUCACGAUUGCCAGAGGAGAAUCAGCCACUCUGUUCGAUGUUGAUGGCCACGAGUACAUCGACUUCUUGGGAGAAUUCUCAGCCGGGGUCUACGGCCAUAGUUCUCCAGUGAUCAAGAAAGCCAUCAUUGAUGCUCUUGACAAGGGCUGGAAUUUUGGUGGCAAGAACGAAUACGAGCCCCAACUGGCGAAGACUCUGGUUGAACGGUUUAGCUAUAGCAUGGACUCGAUCCGGUUCUGUAACUCAGGCACGGAGGCAAAUCUGAUGGCUUUGGGAGCUGCUACCAAUUUCACUCGCAAGCAGAAGAUUCUAGCCUUUCGGAACGCGUACCAUGGAAGCACCCUGACGUUCUUUGAACACCAGUCUGCAUAUACCCUCAACUCUUACAACGAUUUCAUUAUUGCACCAUACAAUGAUGUAUCCGAAACUGCAAGUAUUGUGUCCAGCCUUCCACCAGAGUCCCUGGCAGCAAUCAUCGUGGAGCCAAUGCAAGUCUCUGGAGGCUGCAUAGUUGGUACACAUGUGUUUCUUCAGUACCUUCGAGAACUGGCCACUGCGAACAAAGCAGUGCUCAUUUUCGAUGAAGUAAUGACAUCACGGCUACACUAUGGAGGUCUCCAAGUGAAGCUCAACAUCAAGCCUGACAUUACCACUAUUGGGAAGUGGACAGGUGGAGGAAUGAGCUUUGGAGCGUUUGGGGGACGUAACGAGAUUAUGCAAUUGUUCGAUCCACGAGAAGGCAAGCUAAAUCAUGCCGGUACAUUCAACAAUAACGUCGUCACCAUGGCUGCAGGUAUUGCCGGCUGCGCUAUUUUGGAUGAAGAGUUGACAAAUAGCCUCAACGAGCGAGGUGAUAGGCUAAGACAUGAAAUCUCCAAGCUGAUAGAGAAACGAUUACCUGCAAUGUCGAACCCAAGAUACGUGGGGAAUAGGAUCGCAACCAGAGGUCUAGGCAGUCUCUUUGUUGUUGGUUUCGUUGGGCCAGAAAGCAGUUCACUCCAGUCGCUACUAUACCACCACCUUCUCGAGCAAGGGAUCUACAUUGCUGCUCGAGGAUUUUUAGCUUUGACUAUUGAGGUCACUGAAGCUCACUUCAAGCCACUACUUAGCGCUCUUGAUAGCUUCAUUGAGAGAUACAGAACGGUCCUGACUUGA
Molecule: messenger RNA, 1305 nt
Organism: Exophiala bonariae
Lineage: Eukaryota; Fungi; Ascomycota; Eurotiomycetes; Chaetothyriales; Herpotrichiellaceae
Exons: 2
Coding region: 1-1305 (434 amino acids)
Molecular function (GO): transaminase activity; pyridoxal phosphate binding
Source: RefSeq, a predicted model, not a curated record